AAUGGCGGCGGCGCCUGAGGGGCCAUGGUGCGCAUCACUGAAGAUCUUAUUAGAAGACGUGCAGAACAUAACAACUGUGAAAUUUUUUCACUGGAAGAAAUUUCUUUACAUCAGCAGGAAAUAGAAAAGCUAGAGCAUCUUGACAAAUGGUGUAGAGAUUUAAAAAUUCUCUAUCUUCAGAAUAACCUAAUUCCAAAAAUUGAAAAUGUGAGCAAACUAAAGAAGCUGGAAUAUUUAAAUGCAGCUUUGAACAACAUUGAAAGAAUUGAAAAUCUGGAAGGCUGUGAAGAAUUGAAGAAACUUGACCUGACAGCAAAUUUCAUUGGUGAACUGUCCAGUAUUGAAUCCCUAAAAUGCAAUAUUCAUUUGAAGGAAUUGUUUCUAGUGGGCAAUCCAUGUACUGAAUUUGAAGGUUAUAGACAAUUUGUAGUGGCAACUCUUCAUCAGCUGAAAUAUUUGGAUAGUAAAGAAAUAGAACGUUCAGAGAGGAUUAAAGCACUUCAAAACUAUCCAGAAGUGAAAUGGAAAAUCAGAGAACAGGAACAAGCUUACCUUCUCAAAAGGGCCAGAGAAAAGGAAGAGGCUCAAAGAAGGAUGCAAGAAAGAAAGGAUGAGAAACAGAAACAGAUGGACUGUAAGCUUGGAUUUGACAGCCCAGACUCCCCACAGGAAAAACCCAAUCAGGCAGAAGGAGAUGGAGAGCAGGAAAGAUGCAGAACAUUUGAAAAUGAUGAUGAAGACAGAAAAUUUUGGGAGGAGCCUACACCAUACACUCCAGAAUCUAGAUUAGAAACUCACAGAUACAUUGAAGAAAAACGGAGAGCUAAAGACAAUAUAAGGGAAUCAAAAAAGAGAGAGAAGACUGCUUGGACAUUGGUCACUGCAGAAGGGAAAGUUCUGAAUGUGAAUGUGCCUAAGCUUCAUUUCUCUUUGAAAGAUGAUGAAGAAAACAACCAGAUCGUCUUGGAUCUCGCUGUUUACAGACAUUUGGACACUUCUUUACUUGAUAUUGAUGUGCAGCCAACUUACGUACGAGUGCUGGUGAAGGGAAAGCCAUUUCAGCUGGUGCUCCCUGAGGAAGUGAAGCCAGACAGCAGCUCUGCUAAAAGAUCACAAACAACUGGUCAUUUAGUUGUCACCAUGCCAAAGGCUAAAGAAAUAAUCCUGGCUAAGCAAAAAGUUUCAGCUUCAAUUAAACAUUCUGACUGCAAUUCACAGCAAAAAAAUAUGAGAAGGAGUGGACAAGUUGAGAAGUUAGAAGUGGAUCCUAGUAAAUAUUCAUUCCCUGAUGUGACAAAGAUAAUCCAAGAUAAGGAACGAACUGGACAGGGACCUAUAAAGUUCGAACCACAGAAGAUUACAGAGGUUAAGAAGAGCUGUGUUGAUUUUGAAAAUAAUGAAGAUGUUCCUCCUUUAAUUUGAAACAUUCUGAAAUAUCCCCGCUAUAAGAAGCAUGAAUGCUUGUGUUGAAUUCACGACUCUAUGUGAAAAGAAAAUGAAAUAGAGCUGAAGUUGGCAAUAUCA
Molecule: messenger RNA, 1524 nt
Organism: Sturnus vulgaris (Common starling)
Lineage: Eukaryota; Metazoa; Chordata; Aves; Passeriformes; Sturnidae
Gene: DNAAF11
Product: dynein axonemal assembly factor 11
Biological process (GO): outer dynein arm assembly
Cellular component (GO): cytoplasm
Molecular function (GO): protein binding
Source: RefSeq, a predicted model, not a curated record